AUGAACAUUUUCUUCGUGUACGACAAUUUAGAAGCCUUAACAGAAUCCAUUUUUAUAACUGUGACUGAUAUUCUUGCUUGGAUUAAGGUCUACUUUUUCAUACGAAACGUAGAACUUCGCAAGAAACUUAUUAGAACUUUAACGAAUGCUACCUUCCAACCAAAAAAUUUAAAACAAAUACAUAUAGUUCAGCCUGCUUUAAAAACGUGGAAACGGAUGUAUAUCACAUUCUCAGUUAUGACGAGUUAUACCGUGCUAAUUUGGACGACGUUUCCAUUUUUGGAUAAGUCAUUUAAAGAAAGAAAUUUGCCUUUUGCUGCCUGGUAUCCAUACGAUUCGAAAAAAUCGCCGUUUUAUGAGUUGACUUAUGUUUAUCAAGUUCUGGGUAUGUGGUAUCUAACAUUGGUUACUAUAAAUAUGGACACAUUGAUGGCAGCUUUGAUGGUUUUAAUUGGAGCCCAGUGUGAUAUUUUAUGUAACAAUUUACAAACAGUGAACAUUUCUAGAAGAUCGGGUUUCCUUUCUGAAACCAGCUUUAAUGAAAAUCUGAUAAAAUGUAUUAAACAUCAUCGAGAAAUUGUGCGAUUUGCUGUCGACUGCAAUAAAUUUUUUAGUAUGAUAGUGCUAGGUCAGUUUUUUACUAGUACGGUUGUUCUUGCGGUUACUAUGUUUCAAAUGACUUUGGUGGAUCCUGUGAGUACUGAAAGUUUUACUCAUUUGUCUUACGUGAAUGCUCUUACCGCUCAGCUUUUUAUGUACUGCUGGUUUGGAAAUGAAGUAGAAGUCAAGUUGCGGCUGGGGUAUCACGUAUUUAUUUAA
Messenger RNA from Zophobas morio, 819 nucleotides. Its product is annotated as odorant receptor 49b-like. Gene Ontology annotation, molecular function: olfactory receptor activity; odorant binding. The coding region runs from base 1 to 819 and encodes 272 amino acids. Gene Ontology annotation, cellular component: plasma membrane. Lineage: Eukaryota; Metazoa; Arthropoda; Insecta; Coleoptera; Tenebrionidae. Gene Ontology annotation, biological process: detection of chemical stimulus involved in sensory perception of smell; sensory perception of smell. The transcript has 4 exons. The record is from RefSeq and is a predicted model, not a curated record.